AGGCGAAGAGGAGGAGGAGGAGGGAAACAGACAGCGGAGGGACGCUGGCCCGGAAGAGGAAGCGGCGGCAAUCGUGACUUCCCGUCUCGGAAGGAGGGAGCUGCGGUUGAAGUUGCGCGUCGGGGUCUGCGCUGGGCUCGGGCACCGCCGGUGGCGGCUGCGCGGGAGGAUGCGGCGGGCAGAGAUGAAGCCUGGGAUAUCAUCACAUCCAAAGGAUUUACUUGGAGUAAAAGAUCACUGACUUCUACAAUGGAAAAGUCAUGGAUGCUUUGGAACUUUGUUAAAAGAUGGCUACUAGCUUUGGCUUCCUGGUCUUGGAGUCUCUGCCGUAUUUGUCUUUUACCCUUGAUAGUAACUUUUCACUUGUAUGGAGGCAUUAUACUUCUUCUAUUAAUAUUUGUAUCAAUAGCAGGCAUAUUAUAUAAAUUCCAGGACGUGCUGCUUUACUUUCCUGAACAGCCCUCUUCCUCACGCCUUUAUGUUCCUAUGCCUACUGGUAUACCACAUGAAAAUAUCUUCAUCAAAACCAAAGAUGGAGUUCUUCUCAAUCUUAUUCUGCUGAGAUACACAGGGGACAAUGCAGCAUAUUCUCCAACCAUCAUUUACUUCCAUGGGAAUGCAGGCAACAUUGGCCACAGGUUGCCAAAUGCUUUGUUAAUGCUGGUAAACCUGAAAGUAAACUUAAUUCUUGUUGAUUAUAGAGGGUAUGGAAAAAGUGAAGGAGAAGCAAGUGAAGAAGGUUUGUACUUAGAUUCUGAGGCUGUUUUAGACUAUGUGAUGACUCGGUCUGAUCUUGAUAAAACAAAAAUUUUUCUUUUUGGCCGUUCUUUGGGGGGAGCAGUAGCUAUUCACUUAGCUUCUGAAAAUUCCCAUAGGAUUUCUGCCAUCGUGGUGGAGAACACCUUUCUUAGCAUCCCGUACAUGGCCAGCACUUUGUUUUCCUUCUUUCCAAUGAGAUAUCUUCCUUUAUGGUGCUACAAAAACAAAUUUCUGUCCUACAGAAAGAUCUCUCAGUGCAGAAUGCCUUCUCUUUUCAUCUCUGGGUUGUCUGACCAGUUAAUUCCACCAGUUAUGAUGAAGCAACUUUAUGAAUUAUCCCCAGCUCGGACUAAGAGAUUGGCAAUAUUUCCUGAUGGAACUCAUAAUGACACUUGGCAGUGCCAGGGUUAUUUCACUGCGCUCGAACAGUUCAUCAAAGAAGUAAUAAAGAGCCACUCCCCUGAAGAAAUGGCAAAAACAUCAUCUAAUGUAACAAUAAUAUGAUUGGUAUUUUUCUCUGGGGUGGGGGGAGUAUCUGCACUGUACCUUGAUUUGUGAAAAGUGGUGAAAGAAUGUCCAUUUUUAAAUGUAUGUCAUGUCUGUACUUGCCUAGAGAGUAAAAUUAAACUUUGAAAGGUCUGAUGCUUUAUGAAGAUGUUUCGGAUAACUUUUACACUUGCAGCAUUGUAAAUGAACCAUUUUAUGUCUUUCUCAUACUUUUUUUUUUUUUUUUUUUGGAUCUCUGUCCUUAUAUCCCAUUUGUUUGAUAUGUACCACGGAUGCUAUUAAAGGAACUUGCUACAAAAGUAGUUCAGGAUGCAUUAGUUGAGAACAAUGGGAGGCUCUUCAGUAUUCACUGCUGUAUGUGUGAGCUUUUUGGACAGUCAUGGUUAGCUCAACGAUUUGUUGUUUCUCUUUGAGUUUACUUAAGGUGUGCCAUGCAUGAGAUUAGUGUUUUAUUCCUUGAAAUUUUAUAUUAUGCAAGGUGGGAAAUCUUCAAUGUGCUAAAUAAUAUAAAAUAAUAUUUAUGGUAGAGUAUACUUGCAGGUACACUCUCCGGGGUUGUUACCAUUUUCUGUGGUUAUGCAUACAUCUGUAUUUCAAACUGCAACUGGAGAAAACACUUGCACUUUCAUUUUGUCAUUUGUAUUGAAAUAGUUGUAUGUGCCUAAACAUCGUGGCUUCAAGAUCUUGCCCAGGCAACUUUUUCAUAGAAAAUACAAGUACUCUUCAACAAGAGAGUAGUGUGAUCUAAGAUCUUCUCUGCCCUAAGCUCUCCUCACUGCCAUGCACUGUUAUAUUUGUUGAUAUUAGCAUGCUUGUGUGUUUGAGGUAGGGCAGAGUGGGUAGUGGGAGAGAAAGGAGUGUCAUACAAGGUAAAACAGUUGAUUUGUGUUUGACAUUUAGGCUGGUGUAAUUAAGUGUCUGUGCCCUUUACACCUCCAAAAGAAGCAAAUCCAAUUUCAAGCAAAUAAUUACCAACGAUCAUGUGAUUAGAGAUUAAUGUGUAUCAUUGUUACAGUGAAGAAAAUAAAAAUAAACAGUGCACUAAGUUUAGAAGACCUUAGGUUAGUCUAAAAGACAAUUAUUUUAACACUUUUAUCCAUUUGCUUGUAGAAAAUCUUACAGUUCUGUUGACCAUGUAGAAGUAGACUAAGCAUUUUCAGAAGUGAUUUUUCUUUAGCUCUCCAGAGAUUUUUGAAGCUCCUAUCACCACUUAAGAGCCAGCAGAAUAUAAAUUGAGAGAGUUUGAUUCUGCCUGCAUGUUGGAGUUGGUUUUGUUUGCUUGGUUUUUAGAAGCCCUUAUCCUAGGUAGUCAUAUCAAAGCUUUAUGCUUUAGUCUGUAUUGGAGUGUGAGGCUGUUAAAAUCUCUUCUACAGAUUUAAUUUUUUACUUGCUGCAGCUGAUGGUUUGCCUUUUCAGUUUUUUUUUUAAUGAAUAGAAUAAGCUGUAGAAAAUCUCCCACAUGAUCUGUACAGUUGGCAUUCAGAUAGAAACUUUUAAAUAAACUUUUCAGCUAUGUUCCAAUUGAGAAAACAUCUCGGCACAUGCUUAAAACCUUUUUUGUGAGGGACAGUGGUAUUUUAAGCCUGUGCUUAAGUUCUUUUGUAAUGCCUCCUAAAAUUUAUUACAUAGAUUGAAAGGUUUUAUGUGCACAUGGUAAUAUUUUCAGUGAUUUAUAGGCAGGGUGAUAGAUCUUUACUUAAAUGACAUUUUCUUUAUUUAAAUAAAAACGUUCAUACCAGAAGCUGCUUUCUCUGGUAAGUAUCUUUUGUCAUGCUAUUAUUAAGAUUUUCCUAGAGUUGAUUCAAAAAGCUGUAAACAUUUUCUGAUUUAUAGACCUACAGUCAUUGGAGACAGCGUAGUUUUAAAUCUGAGUGAAACUGAAACUUAUUUCCUCAGCAUUCCAGUCUUGGUAUUUUUUUUGGAGGGAGGUGGGUGGAAUAGGUGUAUUGGUGAAGUUUGGUCCGGGGAGUGUUGUUCAAAAGGCAGAAAGGAGUUAAUGGACAUGGUGUUCCCUUUCCCUCCUGUGUUCUAAAAAGGCAGUGUGAGCUGUUUGUAUCUAUUGUUUCAUCUAGUUCACAUCUCUUCAGAAUUAAGGUGGAGAGGAGGAAAAUAAGUGGGCAAAUACUGCUUUUCAGAAAAUGAGUUGAUAAAGCCAAAAGAGUAGAUGACCUACUUGAGACAGAAUGAAGAGAAAGGAAGUAAUUGUUUCAGAAGGUGUCAUAACUGGACAUUAAAUACCAUUUGCUAUAAAAUGUUGAUUUCUGAAAUAACAUGACUUCUUAACCCACUCCCUACCAGUCAGACACACAUUAACCCAAAAUAUCCCCAGUAUUAUAUGGCAUUUGCAUACAAAUGAAGCAUUCUAUUUAGGCAUGCAGACACCAAGUGAAAGUCGAAUGUGUGGUGUUAGAUUAUGGCAAUCAGGAGUUGUUUGAAGUGGACUGUAUCUAAACUACUCCGGAUUAUCAAGCCAUAUCAUUUCACCAUAUUGUCUGCAGGACAUAAAGAUGAAACUGCCUGAUUCUGUAAGUAUGAGAAGGCACAGUUGUUAUACAUAUAUAUAGAUAUAUAUAUAUACACACAUUCUUUACACUUCAUCUGGUUUCUUCUACCUAGGCACAUUUUUACUCCUCCCUUAAUGGACUGAGUGCAGAAACUUUAGAAUGAAUGUCUGUUGCCCUUCUAUUUUUUUACUACAUUGGCCAUGCAAUCCCCUAAAAUAAAAGAGGAAGGAGUUUUUUUAAUGCAACGUUCCAUUGCUGUACCUAUGAUCUUUAAAGGAGGAAGAAACUUGUUUUGACAACAUUUGUUUUUAUUUAUUGUCUGUGUAAUGGAAACUCAUGGUUACCUGCUGCUAAAACCUGUUUUCAGGCAGUGAACUGCAAGCGACGUAGUAAUAACUGAAUUGCCAAAAGGUUUAUUAUGAUACUGUUAUUUUUAUUUAAUUUAUUACCGUUGUAUGUUCUCCCUAGAGUUCUUGGCUUGUGUGUACGUUUCCCAAGUAUUUGUCCUGUAUAUAUAAAUUUCUAGUUUGAAAAGAGGGAGUUAUUUUCACAGGUUUGUAAGAAAACAUCUUGGUUUAAAUAUAGUCAUUAAAAGAACUGUUUCUUUUAUAAGAGGAACUUUUAAGUUUGUUUUGUUUAUUAAAAAAAAAAAAAAAAAAAAAGGAAAGAAUGGGCCAGGAUCAGGGGUUGAACUGAAUCAGCUAUAGCAGUAGAGUCCUUGUAAGGAACUGUCUAGGAUAAGACCUUGUGUGCACACAAGUGUGUGGUUUUAAUUAGUGGAAAUAUCUGAGGCUUCCUGCUUACCCAAGUUUACAUUCCCAGUAUUUGUUUCUGAACUGUGAAAUGCAGAGAGACAAGCUAUGCUUUCAUCAGAAGUAAUGUUAACUGGUGUAGCUGCCCUCAUGUCCAUUUCUCAGGUAAAAUUAGAAAUAGAGCACAAAUAUAUUUGGUAGGCUGCAGACAAUCUCUCAGUUGAAGGGCAGAUGGGUUAACUAUUUAUGCAAAAUAUGCAUAUUACCAUCUCUUAGCUAAUCACUUGCAUCAUAUUGGAUGUUCCUAGUGAAGAUUGCAAGGCUGAAGUGAGAGUCCAAGGUAUGGCCUCUUCUAUUAGCAAGAAGAUGCAGACAUACCUCCAUUUAUCUUUCAUAAUUCAGUUCUUGAGAAGUACAUUUUUAGUUUUGUUAAUGACAGGUGGUUUUGCUAGAGGCACUUCUGCCAAAUAUAAAGUCAGUGCCUCUUGCAUGGAGUGGGAUCAGCCUGAUAAAUCCCUUUGAGAAUAACUUACAGUGCCAUCCUGCUUGUAUAAUUUAAGAGUCAAACCCUGCAGAAGUGUAAAUAGAGAUAACAUUCAAGUUCUAAAUAGCACUUGUGUUUUGAACUCAGAAACAGUCAUUGAAUAUAUGAUGCAAGCUUUUUCUUCAUUUUUUCCUUAGUAUAUAGUUAAAGGAAAAAUGUCUUAAUAUUAUUAAGUUUUGUAGGCAAAGCAUAAAUGUUACUGUAAAUGUGCUAAAUGUGGCAAACUUUUACAUUCUCAUUCUAGUUGGUUUUUACAAUAAAACUAAUUUUACAAAAAACACUUUUCUAUUUUUAUGUACUGACAUAUGCAAUAAAUUGAUACAAUAAAAGUGCUGUUAAUGUCUUGC
Calypte anna (Anna's hummingbird) is the source of this 5413-nucleotide messenger RNA. It is a transcript of the gene ABHD13, whose product is annotated as abhydrolase domain containing 13. The coding region runs from base 250 to 1263 and encodes 337 amino acids. The record is from RefSeq and is a predicted model, not a curated record. Lineage: Eukaryota; Metazoa; Chordata; Aves; Apodiformes; Trochilidae. Gene Ontology annotation, molecular function: palmitoyl-(protein) hydrolase activity. Gene Ontology annotation, cellular component: membrane. The transcript has 3 exons.